AUGCUAAGGGCAACAUAUGAACAUAUUAUUCACGUAGAGUCAUUUAAAAACAUUGAUCUCUUUAAUUAAGGACUAUAUUACUUAAGAUUUAUGAUAAAAUCAAAUGGAGAGUAAGCAACACCUUACAAUUAUUUUGAAAGCAAUAAUAAUAAUAAUAAAAAAAAAGAAUCAUGGUAACCUAGUCAAAUAGAUGAAUAAUAUUUUCAAACAAGAACAUUUAUGAUAAGAUUUCAAGAAGAAGAAGUAGAAAUAGAUGAAAGUUGUAUUUUUAAAAUAGAAGUAUCAGCAUCACCACAUUAUGAACAUGAAUUCAAAAUAAUAUGUGAAUUAAUGUGUGCUGAUUUAGCUAAAAUAGGUGGUCCUUCAAAUGAAGAAUCAUUAUUUAAAUGUGUUGCUACAUAUUAAGGAAGAAUUUGUAAUUCUUUUAAAGGUGUACAUGAAUAUGUUCCAAUUAUGUUUGAUAACAAUCAUUUUUGUUAAGUUCAUUGUACUCUCAAUUCUAAUCUAUAAGAUUUUAAAUUUCGUUUAAGUGAAUUCCAAAAAGCUAAUAGUUCUAAAAUAUCUAUUCAACCUAAAACAUUUACAGAAUUUCUUCAUAAACACACUAAUAAAUUUACUAAAAGUUAAGAGUUUUUUGAUUACUAUAUAGGAUAAUUAAGAUUAACAAGUGAAUCACUUUAACAAUAAGUAGCUAAACUUUGUGGUUAACUAAAAUUAUAUGAUGAAUUAUCAAAAUUACCUACUAUUCCUAAAUUCUCUUAUAUACAAUAUUAAGAAUCUUCUAUUAUUAAAGAAAAUAUCCAUACUAAAGGUAAUAUUCUAAUAUCAGAUGUUUUAAAUUUAAAAAACAUUAGAGAUUAAAAUCUAUUAUCCACUCUUAUAGAAAAUGAUAUUAAUUAAUAUUCCUCAGUUCUUUUUGAAUUACAAAAUUUAUUAAUUAAUAUUAUUCAAAAUAAUUCAAAACAAUAUAGAAUCUUAUUAUAACAAGAUUAUUAAGUUAAAAUAAAAGAUAAAUGGGGAGAAACUUAUUUUAGAGAAAUCAUUAAAUGUAAUUCAUUCUCUAAUGGUACUUUAUGUUAAAAAUAACACUAAGAUGUAAGUGAUUAAAUAAGAAGAAAACCAUUAAUUAUGGAACAAUAAUUGGAUAUUAUUGAUGAGAAUCUAUUCUCAGAUUAAAAAUAAGCAACAGUUUUAUUUGAAGAAAUAUAUUAAAUUAGUUAACCUUUGAAUCAAUAAGAAUAAAUUUUACAUUUAAUAGUAUUAGUACAUGGAUUUUAAGGAAAUUCAUUAGAUAUGAGAUUAAUAAAGAAUAAUCUUUAAUUAUAAUAUCCAAAUCAUCAUUAUUUAAUGAGUAGAGCCAAUGAAGAUAUGACUGAUGGUAAUCUUUCAGAUAUGGGUUAAAAUUUGGCUAAAGAAGUUAAAUAAUAUAUAAUAGAUUGGAUUAAAAAUAAUCCUUUUCGAAUAAGUUUUCUAGGUCAUUCAAUGGGAGGAGUUAUUGUUAGAGCUGCAUUACCACAUUUAAAUGAAUUUAAAAUUAAUAUGAAUGCUUACAUAUCAUUAUCAAGUCCUCAUUUAGGAUAUGGUUAUAAUAAUAGUUUACUUAUUGAUGCUGGAUUAUGGUUUCUAAAACGAAUGAGAAAAUCUGUAUCAUUAUAAUAAUUAGCUAUGACUGAUGCUGAAUAAAUUGAAAACACAUUCCUAUAUUAAUUAUCAAAAAAAGAAGGAUUAAAUUGGUUCUAAAAUAUUCUGUUUGUUAGUUCAGCAUAAGAUUCAUAUGUACCAUUUGAAAGUGCAAGAAUUUCUAAGAAUUUUGAAAGAAGCGAUUAAGUAUCUUUAUUUAUCAUUAUUAAGAACUCUAGAAAAUAUGAAAAAAUGAUUGAUAACAUUUUUAAUGGAAUGAGAGCAACUUAAGUUAGAAGAUUAGAUGUUAAUUUUGUCUUAAAUGAGUAAGAAUAUUCAUAUUAUAAUAAUUAGAAAUCGAACAAUUGACAAUAUGAUUGGAAGAUCUGCUCAUAUAAUGUUUUUAGAGAAUCGAUAAUUAUUAAGAAUGUUGGUAACUUGUGUGGAUGAUAUAUUUAAUUGA
Molecule: messenger RNA, 2083 nt
Organism: Paramecium sonneborni
Lineage: Eukaryota; Ciliophora; Oligohymenophorea; Peniculida; Parameciidae
Source: the annotation of a GenBank genome assembly